This is a messenger RNA of Pangasianodon hypophthalmus (striped catfish), 3292 nucleotides long. It is a transcript of the gene hnf1bb, whose product is annotated as HNF1 homeobox Bb. Gene Ontology annotation, cellular component: nucleus. The coding region runs from base 121 to 1695 and encodes 524 amino acids. The transcript has 9 exons. The record is from RefSeq and is a predicted model, not a curated record. Gene Ontology annotation, biological process: regulation of transcription by RNA polymerase II; insulin secretion; positive regulation of DNA-templated transcription. Gene Ontology annotation, molecular function: RNA polymerase II cis-regulatory region sequence-specific DNA binding; DNA-binding transcription factor activity, RNA polymerase II-specific. Lineage: Eukaryota; Metazoa; Chordata; Actinopteri; Siluriformes; Pangasiidae.
CGGUCUCUCGCGAGUGUCGUUGACGGCUACAGGGUAAAGCAGUGUUCCUCCGCUCCGCUCCCCUCCGCUCCGCUCCGCCACUUUUCCCCGAGCUGCGAGGACCACCUCGCCACCGGCUUCAUGUUUGCUGACAUGGUGUCGCAGUUGACGUCUCUUCAGCAGGAGUUACUGAGCGCCUUGUUGGACUCGGGACUGACCAAGGAUGAGCUCGUCCAGGCGCUGCAUGAUCUAGAGCCGCGUCCGUCCGACUUCGCCAUCAAAACCGAGAAGCCCUUAUCCCCAGCCAGCGCUAACGGUGCCAGCGACACGGACUCCAAGCCGGUAUAUAUGACCCUGCAAGCCAGAGGGAGUAAAGUGUCCGGGGAUGAAGGCUCAGAGUCCGGGGAGGACUUCGACACGCCGCCCAUCCUGAGAGAACUGCAGGCGCUAAACACCGAGGAGGCUAACGAGCAGCGCGCCAUGGUGGAGCGCAUGCUGGCUGAGGAUCCGUGGCGUGCAGCUCGCACUAUUAAAAGCUACAUGCAACAGCACAACAUUCCUCAGCGCGAGGUGGUGGACGUGACAGGAUUGAAUCAGUCUCACCUCUCGCAGCACCUGAACAAAGGAACACCCAUGAAAACAACCAAACGAGCCUCGCUGUACGCCUGGUAUGCCCAGAAACAGCGAGAGAUUGACCGGCAGUUUGACCGUGUUCAGGGCUCCAGUGACUCAGGCAGUCAGGAUCAGGUCCUGUUUUUUUUCCCAGAAUUCCACAACGGGGGGCAGAAUGCAGGCUCCGCGUCAGGGACGCUCGCAGACGAAGGCGUGACAGGUUCAAAAAGAAUGAGGCGGAACCGCUUCAAAUGGGGACCGGCGUCUCAGGAGAUCUUGUACAAGGCCUAUGAGAGGCAGAAGAACCCCAGCAAAGAGGAGAGAGAAGCGCUGGUGGAGGAAUGCAACAGGGCUGAGUGUGUACAGAGGGGUGUGUCACCUUCUAAAGCUCACGGUCUCGGCUCUAACCUGGUCACAGAAGUUCGCGUCUAUAACUGGUUUGCCAACCGGCGCAAAGAAGAGGCUUUCCGACAGAAGCUGGCUAUGGACACAUAUCCUGUUCACAGCUUGAACCCCUUACUGCCUCCCCCACACAGCCAGCACCAUCACAGCAGCCCAGAUACAAAACUCAGAUACAGCCAACAGGGAUCCGGUGAUGUCACUUCCUCUACUAGCAUUGGUCAUCAUGGCAACAGCCAGUCAGUGUUACAGCAAGUGUCUCCUCCUGGCCUGGACCCCUGUCACAGCCUGUUGUCCCCUGAAGCCAAGAUGCAUGUCCAGAUUUCAGCCUCGGGUGGAGUCUUGCCCCCUGUGAGCACUCUGACUAACAUCCACAGUCUGUCCCAGUCCUCUCACCAUCACCAGCAGGCUCAGAGUCUCAUCAUGACCCUCGCUGCUCAGAGCCUGAGCGCUCCUCCGUCUCAGAACGUGCCCAUCAUUAACAGCGUGUCUGGACUGACGGCGUUGCAGCCCAUGCAGUUUCCUCACAGCCCCAGCCUCACACCACUCACUACUGCACACACCACUCAGCAGGCCUACACACACAUGUACUCACCCAAGCAGGAGCCUCCUCAGUACUCUCACCCUUCUCGAUUCUCCUCCAUGGACACCAGUGCUAUCUCUCAUCUGGGUUCCAGCAAGCAGUGCCCUUUGCAGGCUUGGUGACAUUGUACAAGUGUGAAAACACUUCCUCGGCAGCUAAGCGACAUGAGUGCCUUACCGCAGUAGCCUUGACGACCUCUCAAGCCAAAGAACCAUUAAGAAGAGCACUGUGAUCACAAUAAACCACUAAAGAACACUGAAUCGUUAUUUCAGACACCUGAGCGUUGAGAUGCUGGAGGAUGAUGAGGGUGAUGCUGGAAGAAAGCACUGGGAUGUCUGGAGGACUGACGCUGUAGCAUGAAAUGUGCUUGUUACGGGCGCCAACGUAGCAUCGCAGCAUUUCCUGUCCAAAAUAUAAACGUCAGAAUGAGCGACCUCUGCACUGAUUAAUUGUCUGAUGAACUAUUAAACGUAGCAUUUGUAUACACCUACACUAGGUUUCAAGCGGAUACGGCAAACACGGACUCCCCUGGAACUGCGUAAAAUCCUUAACACACCAUUUACUCAAUGAAUGCAUGCAUAAUGCACCAAUCGCCUCAGUGUAAAUAGUCCAAUAUGUUCCUAUAAUUUCAGGUUGAAGGAGAAAUAUGGAUUGAGAUGGAGCUUGAGGUCAAGCAAGAGAAAAUAAUGGUCAGACUGUGUGGUAGUACAAUUCCGAUAUUGUAGAGACAAUGAGUUCUGUAUAAUUAAAUUUCAUAUAUUUUAAUUCUUUUUUUUUUUCUUCAAUUUUUCAGGUUUUCGCUUAGUUCUUUUGCAUAUAAUGAACAUCAGAAGUUACUCUCAGGGACUGAUUUUACACUUCCAUCUUAGGAAAGAAAAACUGUUGCUUCAAAGAUCCUUUCUGUAUAAAUUCUGGACUUGGUUUAAUCAUAUUCAUGCUCCUGUAAAACUGUAUAAAUUGCAAUUUCUUUCAAGAAUAUCAUCAUUAUAUCAUCGCUGUUUUGUCAGUCUAACACAAAUGAUCUACAUCUUAUAUCUAUAUCAUAUUACAACUAUAUCUGUAGCUGGGGGGUUUAUAUGGAGUAUACACACACACACACACACACACACACACACACACACACACACACAUAUAUAUAUAUAUAUAUAUAUAUAUAUAUAUAUAUAUAUAUAUAUAUAUAUAUAUAUAUAUAUAUAUAUAUACAUACACACAUUACCUGCCAUACUCGAGUAAUUCUAUUUCCCAGGAUGCUCGGCUUGAAAAUAGCUUGAGGGAGAUUGUGAGAAAGUGCGCUGUGUAGGGAGGGGUGUUUAUUUUAGAUUCACCCCAUUAGGUCUAUUUCCUCUAACUCUGACCUGGUCCUCUGCUCAAAGAGUGUGAAAAUCAGUUGAGCAAUCACUCCAAGUUAAUGAAACCAGUAUGCUUUUUUUCUUUUAUUGUAUCCUUUUCAGACUGAUUAAAAUAGAUAUAUUUCCCCACAGGAAACUUAUUUCCCCUCAGUCACUUACAGUAACCUGAAAAGAAAAGAAAAAAACCUGCUGAUAAAAGAGCAUAUGGACUGGAUAUGAUGACUAGAAAUUAAUGCUGAUCAUUGAACUAAAGUCACAAUUCUAGUCUUAUAUUGUCUUCACUGGAACACUUUUAGUGUGUACAUUAGAUGCAAGGACAAGCUAAUAAUGUGUGUAAUGUAAAAACUAAUAAGAAAAUUACAUUCCUGUU